GUAAUUACACCGGGGCAGUGUGGUUGCAGCCGAUACCAGCUGCCUUCUUUGUGCUUUUUAGCUAAUUAUCACAAGCCAAUCAACUAAUUGAGCUCAGAAAACGAGUAGUUGCCAUAGGUUAACGUUACAUGUUGCGCAAUGAAUGUGACGGUGAAAGUGACUUCCUGCGGAUAAAACAAGCUAGCUUAGCUAGCUAGCUCGGUGGGUUUGGGUUAAAUCGAACAACUUUGGGUCUCUCUCCGUUGAGACGCAAAGUGGACUGUGUAACUGUCUGGGUGUUCAGAGGGUCUGAUACUUUCUCAGCUCUUUUUUGGACGUCUUAUCUACUUCAAAUGGCUUUAGUAACAACGUUAAGAAGACUGGCUCACUUUAGUUUAAGAGAAUAUUCGCGGAGGACGGCUGUAGUAACUUCGGGUGCCUGGCUGACGGGUCAGAGGAGUUUUACCACCGGCACACAGUCUUUGAGGUCAGGCAAUAAGGUGACGGUCCACUUCAUCAACAGAGACGGGGAGAAGAUCACAGCGAAGGGGUCGCCUGGAGACUCACUGCUAGAUCUUGUCAUUAAUGAAGACCUUGACUUUGAUGGCUUUGGAGCGUGUGAGGGAACCCUGGCGUGCUCCACAUGCCAUCUGAUCUUUGACGAGGAAGUCUACAAGAAUCUGGGGCCAGUCACAGACGAGGAGAUGGACAUGCUAGACUUAGCCUAUGGCCUGACGGACACAUCUCGUCUGGGUUGCCAGAUCUGUCUGACGAAGUCUCUGGAGGGCAUGGUGGCCAGGGUUCCAGAGAGUGUAGCGGACAUCCGACAGAACAAAGACGAAUCGUCUUAACUGGGAACCUGCGGAUGCAGACCGUGCGGUUGUGCCUGGUCAGAAGUGAGGGUACGACAUGUGUGCACAGGGACGAUGGUAGGUAUAAAUCUGUCAGCACUGCUGUAUCUGCUCGGCUGCCACCAAAAAAAAAAAAACCCCUUCAAAGUCAGACAGCUAGCACCAGCUCUCAAUAACCAGGAUAGAAGAAUACAUGACUUUGACUCACAAAUCAAGACAAUUUUUUUUUUUUAUAGAAAGUAAAACUGCAGUAGGAAAGAUUUUUAGAGGAAAACAGUCUUUAUAACCUUUUUAGAGAACCUUGCCGCCUUAGUGUGAGGAACAAUGUAUUAGGAUAUGUAGAUAGAUUAAUUAAUAAAUAAAUAUACUCACUCAAAGCCAAGACAAACCUAUGGUGGCACCCCGGUAGCUCACCCCCCGACUCUUAGCUGUCCCUAUCUAAUAAAAGCAAAAAAGCCCAUUAAAAUAAUCUUAAAAGAAAGACAACUAUAUCAUAACUCUGUUAAUCCGCCCUGAUUUUUACUCACUGUCAGAAAAAUGUUUUAGACUUUUAUUUGUUGCUGUGGAUGAAACAUGAACAUCAGUUUACAGCACACACCAGGAUUUUGGUCAUUCAAUAACACUCAGACUCCAGCCUGUCACUGCUAUACACCUCCAGUUUGUGGCUGUGCCCUCGAUUCUCUGAAAGUAUCUUGUAACUAUGACUGAAUUUACACACACACACACUUGCAUAAAGAGAUUUGUACCCAUGCAGGAUUAAUUUUAUUUUAACUCUGGGGCUACAGAUCUGGUAUACAUUUUGAGAUUCCUUCUUUUCGUGUGUAAAUUCAGUCAUAUUCACCGAACAAGGGGAAGGAAAAGGUACGCAGCUGCUUGCAGCCUGUGACUGAAAUGUUUGUGAACCAAGCGACUAACAGUUCUCCAUGCCUUAGAGAUUGUGCUGAUGCUGACAUCCCCCAACACAUUUUAUUCUACACACAUGUAUACCCCUACUAUUGUUGGUUUGAUCAAUCCUUCAUGUAACCAAAUAAUUUCAUCAUGUGAUUGUACAUAGCUAGAACACACAUAUCUAUGUAUAGAGUGAAAAAUAACGUAAUAAAAAAAUCACCUUUCUAA
This is a messenger RNA of Siniperca chuatsi (mandarin fish), 1946 nucleotides long. RefSeq names its product ferredoxin 1 (gene fdx1). Gene Ontology annotation, biological process: positive regulation of oxidoreductase activity; P450-containing electron transport chain. The transcript is spliced from 4 exons. Bases 333 to 830 code for a protein of 165 amino acids. NCBI's taxonomy places the organism in Eukaryota, Metazoa, Chordata, Actinopteri, Centrarchiformes, Sinipercidae. Gene Ontology annotation, cellular component: mitochondrion. Gene Ontology annotation, molecular function: 2 iron, 2 sulfur cluster binding. The record is from RefSeq and is a predicted model, not a curated record.